AUGGAUUUCCUGCGCAAGAACUUCGUGUACAGAUAUUUCAGAACUCUGCCUUUUGAUAUAUUUGUACAGAGAGCAGCUGAAGCCAAACACACGGAGUACUUUCUGUCUGAGGAUGAAAAGUACUACUUGCGAUCUCUGGGUGAUGAUCCUAGGCAGGAUAUUGCAGAUAUCAGAAAACAGUUUCCUGUUUUGGCAGAAGAUAUUCAGAUCCCAGAGUAUUUUGAAAAGGAACAGUUUUUCUCUAGUGUCUUCUACUAUAUAUUCAUUCUUAACUCUUGGCUGACAUCUCUCUAACUAUCCUCAUUCCAGGUAAUGGAUAAUUUGUUAAUCCAAGUAACAGGGAAAAAGCGAGUUGUCUUGUAUAGUCCUCAAGAUGCACCUUAUUUAUAUUUAUCAGGCUCUAAAUCAGAGGUGCUGGAUGUGGAUAAUCCAGACUUUGAGAAAUACCCUCUUUUCCUGAAAGCUAAGCGCUACGAAUGUUACCUGGAAGCAGGAGAUGUAUUAUUUAUUCCAGCUUUGUGGUUCCAUAACGUAAUUUCUGAGGAAUUUGGAGUGGGAGUGAAUGUCUUUUGGAAGCACCUUCCCUCUAACUGCUAUGAUAAAAAUGACACUUACGGAAAUAAGGAUCCCACCGCAGCCUCUAGAGCUAUGCAAAUCUUGGACAGAGCCCUGAAAACACUUGAAGAACUACCUGAGGAAUACAGGGAUUUUUAUGCUCGGAGAAUGGUGUUACGCAUCCAAGAAAAAGCCUAUAGGACUGACUGUAAGUAAAAUAACACACUGCAAGGCACCAAAAUCUGCCGAAAUCACAGAAGCAUAUGUUGUUA
Tinamus guttatus (white-throated tinamou) is the source of this 827-nucleotide messenger RNA. NCBI's taxonomy places the organism in Eukaryota, Metazoa, Chordata, Aves, Tinamiformes, Tinamidae. The record is from RefSeq and is a predicted model, not a curated record.